Messenger RNA from Colletotrichum scovillei, 3174 nucleotides. RefSeq lists its product as uncharacterized. The transcript is spliced from 2 exons. The record is from RefSeq and is a predicted model, not a curated record. Gene Ontology annotation, molecular function: hydrolase activity. The coding region runs from base 649 to 1896 and encodes 415 amino acids. NCBI's taxonomy places the organism in Eukaryota, Fungi, Ascomycota, Sordariomycetes, Glomerellales, Glomerellaceae.
GUUGGUCUCACUUCCACAAAAAAAUGUAGACAUGGCAAUGUCGCGGUCGGUGCUGACACACUCCCAUCGCCGUCCCCCGACUGAGGUAAUGAAAUGGGUAAACCAGCGGCGCUCGGCACCUUACCUAAGGUAAGAGCUCCAGCUCUCCCCAACAAACCAUCAAGCUCAGGAAACAAGUGCGCGCCGCCCCCCGCACCAGGUAGGUAGUAGUGUCUGAGCAGGCACGGACACUGGGGACUGCCUUCCGUAACCUCGAAGACGUCACAAAAGAAAGCCAAAAGCUUCCCGUUUCCCAGUCUUACAUUAGCCCACGCCGUGGGAAAUCGAUUACUCGGGCGGCCAAGGGAGGGAUGGAAUGGCUCAAGGCAGUGCCUAUCGAGAGAAGUCCGAAGCUGCAACCUUGAAAUCAUCAUCCUGGAGACAAGCUCCCCCUUCUUACCAUCGACCUCAGUCUUUGCUUCAAUCCUCAAUUUCCUCUUCUUCCUCUCUUCUAGAUUUGUCCUAAGGCUCACGAUAGAUUCAAUUGGCGCCUGUGAUACAAUACGACCACCUCUGUACCGCCGUUUUAUAAUCUACGUAACGUCACGCUUGAGAAAAUAAGUCGGCCCACGGUUUGGUCCUGCAUCAGUUGCAGCAUCGCCGCCCACCAUGAUCCUCGGACCGGUAUCACUGCUCGACUGUCUGGUCUUUGUCAUCUUCCUGACGCCGCAGCUCCUCAUCAAUGUUGGUUUCUUCCCAACGGUAGUGGUCACUCUGAAGAUGCUGCCUUUUCUCGUGUUUCAGCUGCCGACGUCCCUGUUCCACGAGCGGUAUCUCCUCAGCCACGACGAGCAGUCGCCUUUUGUGCAGCGCGCGAGUUUCUUCGAAGAUUUAGUCAUACGCUGCGUGCGUUACGCCUUUGCAAACUUGCCAACCAACAUUGGACGUGUCUUCUUCUCAAAGUACAUAUCUCUGCCGUUUCUGCGGUUUCGAAUGCUGCGGCAUGGCUAUCUCAGGUCACCUGCAACCUGGAGUGAGCACAAGGAAAGGGGCCAACACGGCUUCGAAGGGGUUUGGAUCCAAAAGGAUGCGUCGCAACCGCCCGACAUUGUGGUAUACUACGCCCACGGAGGCGGUUUCGCCAUGGGCUCCGCGUACUUUUACCUCGAGUUUCUUCUGUCGUGGCACUCGCUACUCGUCCAAGCCGGCUACCGGAACCCUGCCAUAUUCUCUCUCGAGUACACCCUCGUGCCCGAUAAAAUGUACCCGAGGCAAAUGUACGAGACUUUGAGGGGCUAUAAGCAUGUCCUGAAAAAAGUUGGAGACCCACGUAAGGUGGUCGUUGCAGGAGACUCAGCGGGAGCAACCCUGAUAUUGACACUGUUGCUGGAGCUGGGCCACAUGAACGAGGCCCGGGCAUUCAAGGAAAAGAGUGACGAUUCCACCGCAUCUGAAGGUCGAAGUCAGGAGCACUUGCGUCAAGCCUCAGAGUCCCCGCUUCCAGGGCUUUGCGUCUUGAUUUCGCCGUGGGCCAAGCUCAUUUCCAACAAGCAUGAAAAUACGGCCAGCGACUUUCUGGAUCGCGACACGCUAUGGAAAUACGCGGUGCAGUAUGCUGGGGCAGCGCAUGUCUACGACAAGACCGCGUCGCCUGGGCAGUGUGCCGAUCCUCGGGUGUGGGCGGAAGCUAGUCCACUUUGUGGCUUCUUCAUCACGUACGGAUCAGAAGAGGUGUUCGCACCCGACAUCAAGGAUCUGAUUAACGUCUUGGUCAAAAGUACCGAGGUCGACAGUCGCAGCGAGGAUGGCGGGAUACACGCCUGGCCCGUUGUUUCGUUAUUCCUGUCAAGCACCGAAGACAAGAGACUCAAGGGUCUGCGGACACUCACGUCAGCCAUCAGAAAACACAUCCAGUAGAAAGCCUGUCAAAGGCAGAUUGUUGUUUUUUUUAGAAAAAGUCUGAUUAGAUCAAGUAAAAACUGUCAUAGACCGAGGCACGCCAACCUCGAAACCUGAGUUGGGACAACUCGGUUUCUACAGUCGUGGCCUCUUGGGGUGGUCUCCAGCUGUUUCUCUUCGUUAUCUUCAUCCCUGGCCACCAAUAGGAUAUGGCGUAAACAAUAGAAUUUAGUGGUUUGAUUACCUGCAUAAUUGAGUUGCGUUCCUGCAUACCGGGCCGUCCGCCGACAGGAAAUUACGACGGUAGUAGGGUGAAAUCUGUUCGGAAAAACGUUGACAAACAUUUCGCGAAGACGCGUUGAAGGAUGCAGAUAAGUUCUUCCUUGGUAGCCCCGCUGCAAAGUCGCUUCGGCGGGAAGGGCGAUUGGCGACCUAGACCCGGGGCCCGGGGGGCAGCGCAUUCACUCGAGGUGCCGUCGCAAAGCUCAGACGGGCAGGGAGCUGUGGUGGGUCUCGGAUGAAGUCAUGUGUGGUUCAAACAGUGACGAGUCGAGGAGCGCGACGGCUUUGCGACAGAAAACAUCUUUUUCGGACGACGGGGUUCCUUGAUGAUGGCGCGCUGCAGAAAGAGCUCGUCUGCCUAAGGAGCAGGGAGAGUGCCAGCUCCAGGCAGCAUUGAGGGCAGAUGGCGGCGGGGUUCGACGAUGUUGGGUGUCUCAUGAAGACAAAGCAAGCUCGUCCGUAGGUCAGGGCCACGAGGUAUAAAGGCACAUCGAGAAUGAAGAGUAACGAGACAAGAUUUUCUCGAAGUCCAAGGUUGCGCAAAUGCCAGGUCUAGAAUCUGAAAACAGGGGCCGAAACGACAUGAGGGGAGCUGGAGCUGAGACGGUAAAAGAGAUCAGCCAGCCUGCCGUGGCCUACUUUGCUUCGGUUGAGCCAUCCUUUUCAGCCUGCCUCACGUUACUUCGCGCCUCGAGAUGCAGCCACGUCUGCGAGGUUGCGACAUGCGGCGGUAAGCUGGGACGAAGGGGGAGACAUCGACCAUGUGGCGAAAUUAGUGAUGACGCCGAUGAGGUGCGACUAUUUUGGCGCGAACAGAAUGACUGAAGAGAUCCCGGUACCUAGGUUGGGAAAGAAGAAGAAGGAGGAGGAGGAGGAGAAGAAAAGAAGCGUUGUUCAAGAAACGGAACUGAAGAAGGACGUGCCGACUUGGGCGCAAUGUGAACAUUCGGGACGCCUUGAAGAUACCUUACCUUCCGUGCUCCCUGAUGAAGGAAGGUAGAUGGCCAGGCAGGU